AUGAAAUUAAUCAAACGAUAUAUCAUUAUUUUUUGUACACUUUUUUGUUUAUAUUUUAUUAUUGCUUAUAAAAAUCGUCUAUUUCCAUCGUUUAUAUUGGGUAAAUUUCAUAUAUUAUCAACAGAUAAAAAUGUGACAGUAAAAUUAAAAGAUCUUCAAUAUUAUUAUCAAUCAAAAACAAAUCCCAAUAUUAUACUCUAUGAUGUUAAACAAGAAAAUUCAUGGAAAUUUCAAUGUCCAUUUACAAAAUAUAAAGAAUCAGAUAUUUCUGAUGUUCAAAUUUGUAUAUAUAAUCCAGAACAUGAUGAACAUAUCAGUGGACAAUUGAAUGAUUAUGGAAAAUGGGAACCAGUUGUUGUACGAAGUUUUUUAAGAUUAUUACGUGCAAUUCCAAAUACUCAUUUGAUCGACGUUGGCGCAAACAUUGGCCUUUAUACAUUGCUCGCAACUCAAUUAAAUCGUCAUGUUCUUUCUAUUGAACCAUUACACGAUAGUCUCAUACGUUUACAUAAAUCAAUUCAAUUAAAUAAUGUUGAAAAUUUUGUGACAGUUAUUGCAAAUGCUAUUGGAACUAAACAUGAAAAAUUACAAUUGAAUAUUGUUGAUAAAAAUAUUGGUGGUUCUUAUUUAUCUAUACUUGAUAAAAUGAAACCACCCGUUAAAAUAAUACCAGAUAUAGUAAUUACACCAAAAGUAUUAGCAGAUGUUGAUACAAUUGUUUUAGAUGAUCUAAUUGAUAUUUAUCCGUCCUAUUUUAAACGUGCAAUAUUAAAAUUGGAUAUUGAAGGUUUUGAAGCGUAUGCAUUUCAAAAUGCAACUAUUUUAUUUAAUAAAACAGAAAUACCCGCUGUUUAUAUGGAAUUUGGAAAAUUAAUUGAAUUGAAAUCGUCGAAUGAAAUGAUGGCGGCAAUUAAAUAUAUGAUUCAUUUUUUAAAAAUAAGAAAUUAUGAACCUUAUGAAGUAAAUGAUAUAAAUCAUUUAUCAUUUGACAAUUGGGAAAAGUGGCCUUGGGAUAUUGUAUUUAAACGAUGUGAUCUAUGUAGAUGUGCAGGCAUGGAUAAAGCAGUCGGAUCAGUUGAAUAG
Didymodactylos carnosus is the source of this 1083-nucleotide messenger RNA. Lineage: Eukaryota; Metazoa; Rotifera; Eurotatoria; Philodinida; Philodinidae. The record is from the annotation of a GenBank genome assembly.